This is a messenger RNA of Alexandromys fortis (reed vole), 784 nucleotides long. RefSeq names its product cytochrome P450 3A1-like. Gene Ontology annotation, biological process: oxidative demethylation; steroid metabolic process. The record is from RefSeq and is a predicted model, not a curated record. Gene Ontology annotation, molecular function: heme binding; testosterone 6-beta-hydroxylase activity; oxidoreductase activity, acting on paired donors, with incorporation or reduction of molecular oxygen. NCBI's taxonomy places the organism in Eukaryota, Metazoa, Chordata, Mammalia, Rodentia, Cricetidae. The transcript is spliced from 5 exons. The coding region runs from base 1 to 774 and encodes 257 amino acids.
AUGAAGGAAAACCGACUGAAUUCUGGUCAGAAGGUAAAAAGUGGUGGUCUCCUGAGAGUGACUAUCUAUUUUUGCAACUUCUCUUUUUGCUUCCAGCACAGAGUGGAUUUUCUUCAGCUGAUGAUGAACUCUCAAAAUAAUUCCAAAGACAAAGAGUCUCAUAAAGCUCUGUCUGAUGUAGAGAUCAUGGCCCAGUCAAUUAUCUUUAUUUUUGGUGGCUAUGAAACCACCAGCAGCACCCUUGCAUUUGCCUUGCAUUCACUGGCUACUCACCCUGAUAUCCAGAAGAAACUGCAGGAGGAGAUCGAUGUGGCUCUGCCCAAUAAGGCACCUCCCAGCUAUGAUAAAGUAAUGGAAAUGGAGUACCUUGACAUGGUGUUGAGUGAAACCCUCAGAUUAUUCUCAAUUGCUAACAGACUUGAGAGAGUCUGUAAACAAGAUGUGGAAAUAAAUGGUGUGUUUAUUCCCAAAGGGGCCGUAGUGAUGAUACCAAUUUUUUCUCUUCACCGUGACCCACAGUACUGGCCAGAGCCUGAAGAAUUCCGACCUGAAAGGUUCAGCAAAGAGAAUAAAGGCAGCAUCGAUCCUUAUGUAUACAUGCCCUUUGGGAAUGGACCCAGGAACUGCAUUGGUAUGAGGUUUGCUCUCAUGAACAUAAAACUUGCUCUCACUAAACUCCUGCAGAAUUUCUCCUUCCAGCCUUGUAAGGAAACACAGGUGAGGAAAAAAACUAUCUCUGUAAAUAAUGUUUUAUGGGAGACAGUUUUCAGCUGAAAGUUCUGUA